Molecule: messenger RNA, 540 nt
Organism: Prorocentrum cordatum
Lineage: Eukaryota; Dinophyceae; Prorocentrales; Prorocentraceae
Source: the annotation of a GenBank genome assembly
GUCGAGCUGCUGGGGGAAGGCCUGGUCGGCUCGCACCUCCGGCGGGUCGUCCACGCCAGCAGCCUGCCCAAGGUCGAGCGUUGCUGUGCCAGCAGCGCGGGCGAGCCCUCGGAGGCGUUCCUCGCCACGCUGUGCCGCAGGCCGCCCGGGGAGGCCGCUGGCGGGCAGGAGUUCGAGGCGAGGCUCAUCCCCUACGAGGUGACCAGGAAGGACGUGCACCUCUGCGUCCAGGUGAGGGCGAGCGCCCCAGCGGCCGACGCCUCCGCCGCCGGCGCGCCGGGCAGCGGCGGCGCCGCCGCGACCCUCGGCGGCCAGGAGGCGGAGGAGGCGGAGGACUCCUUGGUGAGCUUCGCCAUCUCGAGCUCCCAGGCGUGCCCGGAUCGCCUGAAGCAUCUCGGGGACAGCAUCAGCUGCUCCCUGACGGUGUCGAGCUUCAGCGAGGCGUCUGGGGCCCUGUCGCGCAACCCGCGCGUGGGCUGGCCUCCGUCGGCGUUGUCGCUGGAGGCGGACGCCGGGGCCCAGGCGGACCUGGUGCACGAG